This is a messenger RNA of Gymnodraco acuticeps, 2925 nucleotides long. It is a transcript of the gene fgf5, whose product is annotated as fibroblast growth factor 5. Gene Ontology annotation, cellular component: cytoplasm. Gene Ontology annotation, biological process: positive regulation of cell population proliferation; positive regulation of protein phosphorylation; animal organ morphogenesis. Gene Ontology annotation, molecular function: fibroblast growth factor receptor binding; growth factor activity. The record is from RefSeq and is a predicted model, not a curated record. NCBI's taxonomy places the organism in Eukaryota, Metazoa, Chordata, Actinopteri, Perciformes, Bathydraconidae. The transcript has 3 exons. Bases 519 to 1202 code for a protein of 227 amino acids.
UGCACCACCUGAUGAUCCCUGCAGCCUGAAGCCCACCGUCCUGCCUUCAACGUCCUUAUGUCGGUAAAACUCUUCUUCUAUGGAAAUAAAGUGCCAUUUUAUCAAAGUUUAUUUAUGUAUGACAUAAUCUCACCCUCGAUCUAUUAAAAAACGAUGUCUCCCUGUGCGUAAAAUGCCGCGCUCAGUGCGUCCUGGCGCGGACGAUUCCUUGGAAAAUGUGCGGUGUCAGUCGCGUUUCCUUCACGCCCCGCUGCUGUGGAUCGGUGCUGAGCAGGAGUGGCAUCUCGGCGACAAAAUCCGAAUGAAAGAGCGUCCUUUAGAGCUCAGGCAUGCAUCGAGUAGUGAGAUCAUUGGCGUUAUAAAUAUCCCGGUGCCAGCAGAACAACUCCAGCUCCUGCAGCCGGGGUAAUGCUCAGGAGCGCUGCACGCGUGUGUGCGCACGGUUUGCGGUGCCCAGACCUCAGGAGCGACACCAAAAAUGCUCGGAGUGGCAUAGCGAGUGUCUCCUGUUUGGAAGAAUGAAUGUUCCUCUUUACCUUCUGACCGUCGCCCACUUGAUUUGCGCCGCCGCCGGAGCAGAGCACGUCUCUUUGGAGCGCCAACUUCUGGAGGAGGGGAUCAGUUCGGGACGCAGGACUUGCAGGCUCUACUGUAGGGUUGGCAUCGGCUUCCAUCUCCAGAUUCAUCCCGACGGCAGAGUCAACGGCAGCCAUGAGCCCAACCAGCUGAGUGUCCUGGAGCUCUUUGCGGUUUCUCAGGGGGUCAUCUGCAUCAAAGGGGUCUACAGUAACAGAUUCCUGGCCAUGAAUAAAAGAGGAAGGCUCUACGCCACUGAAUGGUUCACUGAUGACUGUAAGUUCAGGGAGCGAUUCCAGGAGAACAGCUACAACACUUACGCCUCAGUAAUCCACAGGAACCACAGGACUGGUCGUGACUGGUUUGUGGCGCUCAAUAAGAGAGGGAAAGCUAAAAUGGGCUCCAGUCCCCGGGUUAAAUCCCAGCAUGUCUCCACUCACUUCCUGCCCAGGGUCGACCUGCAUGACAAGAGCGAGCGUGGCUUCACGAUCACUGAGAGGAGCAAAGAGAGGAGGAAAACCCCACCGCCACUACCGCCCAAACCUCCACUGGCGAAGGCUGUCCUUCCAAGAACACCCACGAGACGUACGCAGGUCAAAUACUGGCCGAAGUAUCGGUUUGGAUAGGUGUUAUUGACUCAGUCUGGGGGACAAAAACUUCAUAGACGUUGGACAUAUGUGAAUCGCAUCCCCCUAACUGACAAUGUUCAAUAAUCGCAUUCAAAACAUUCCGGGUAUCCAUAAAGUGUGUGACAAACCUCAAAGGGCUGCCAUGUAAAACACUGAGCUUUCCUUUGUUCAAGCUGUGAUCAUGGUUGGGGUUUCCACUUAAGUUGAUGAUGCGCUGUCUUGUUUUAUGUUUUAGUAUCAUCGAUCAUCAAUCAUCCAUGUCAUGUCCUGCAUCACUAUGUCAGUCAUAUAUUAUUAUGUGAGGGACUGCACAAAAAUGUGUUUAUGUACUUAUUAUAAUCAACUCAACUCAGGGGACGGUCUAAAGAAGAUAUUGAUGGGUUUUAAAAGAAAAACAUGUUUGUGCAGUCCCUUAAGUGUGGAAAUGAUGCACUGAAGUACAAUGAGACAUGGAUUUUGUAAAAUGAAAGUUAUGUUAUGUUGUGUGUGAAGGCUCUUGUUUGACCAUACUUAUAUUAGUACAUUUUUAUACUAUAUAUAGUACAAUUAAUACAGCUGAUAUAUUAUACUUAAAACAAGAUGAGAACUUCUAAACAAGUCCAGAGAAAUAAGAGCACAUAGAUAAGAUGUCGAUUUUCGCUUUAAACACAGAAAAAGUAUGAAAGUGAGACAGUGCUUCAAACAUUUCUCCUGCCUAAACGCCCCCCCCCCCCCCCCACGCACCCCCCCACAGAUUUGAGAUAAUCAACAUGAAAAUGAGGACUGGUUCACUGGAGACUCCUAGACAGCUGGGGGAUAAAGGAGAACAUUCUGUCCAUCAAAACAUCAUUUUAGCAACCGGCUGUCCCCCUGAAAAAUCCAGAGUCAUGACCUCGCGGCAUUCCCCCCAGGAGCAGCGUGCACCGCCGUCACCACAGGGAUAAAGAUGCCAAGAAAGAGCGGUCACUUGUUUUGGGGAAGGUUGGAGCAGUAGGUGUAUCAGAUGGCAAGCAGCCGUGGAAGGGCACUAGGGACAUCUCUGGGGAGGAGAGCAAGACCCUAAACUAUAAAUUACAAUGCUGUCUUUUUAUUUAAUUGUUUGGAUUACGAGCUUGUGGUUAUCUUUUUUAAGAAGCAUUCUAAAAAACUCAAAUGGACAAUCUGUCACAAUACUUUGAUUAUAUUCCUCUGUCAGAACCUGUGUAUUAACCUAUGUGAAAAAGUACAUUAUGACACAAUAUAUCUCAAAACCUAAAAUAUCUCUAUUUUUCAUAUUAGGCCUGUAACAAGAAGAGUAAAAGUAUAAAACAUGUGUUUAUAAACUUUCUAUUUAAAUUGCAAUUAUUAGAGCUUGGUUUAAAAAGAACGUUAGGGUAAUGAACGUGGCUGAUUUUAUAUCUUUGAACAGUAUUCUAUUAAAAUGUUAUAUCCAAACGGUAUUUAACAAUGUCAAGACAAACCAAGCAAGCAGAAAGCACUCAGAGCUAGAAUUCUACUACCUGUCCAGCUGUGGGUUUCAUGUCUGGAUCACACCAUAAUGUAUAUGUUCAAACUGUUACAGUUAAAAAUAUUAUUUAUUAUAAUAUAUCUGACUUUACUCUGUCGAACGUGCUAAUAAUCUGCCCAUGUGUGCCGCCUGUUAAAAAAUGAUUUGCAGUGCCCAUGAUGUAUCCAAUGCACUGCUUUAGCUUGGCAAGCUAACUGUUAGAAAUUAAUUAAAUAAAGCUAAAUUGUAACUUUG